This is a messenger RNA of Andrographis paniculata, 1974 nucleotides long. RefSeq names its product benzoate carboxyl methyltransferase-like. The coding region runs from base 749 to 1864 and encodes 371 amino acids. Gene Ontology annotation, molecular function: S-adenosylmethionine-dependent methyltransferase activity. Gene Ontology annotation, biological process: methylation. The record is from RefSeq and is a predicted model, not a curated record. The transcript is spliced from 4 exons. Lineage: Eukaryota; Viridiplantae; Streptophyta; Magnoliopsida; Lamiales; Acanthaceae.
UUUUCUUUAAAAUAGUGGCCAAGUAAACAGAUUAGUAGAGUUUAGGUUGAAUUAAUUUUCAAUCCUAAAAUUUAGCUAGCCAACAACAUUAGAUUAGAUGUGGUGUUGUUGCACGUAUCUAACAAAAGCCAAUAGGUUAAAUCCAAUAGCCAUCACGUGUGUUCGGUUGAGAGAUUUGGUCCAAAUCUCACUAUUCAUCCAAAAUUUUCCCUUCAAAAACAUCAAAUCAAACACCUAUUUUUUAUUUUUUAAAUUAUACUAAAAAUCAAUUUUACAUUCAAAACAUCACAUCAUCACCUAUUUAUAUCACAUCUAUAUCACAUCAUACAACUAUUCAAAUUCAAAAUUUUUACUAUUCAAAUUCCAACUCAAAAUCCAAACCCCCAAACAAACAUACCUACUUUAAUUACUUCAUUUUAUUGAGCAUUGCCGCAUUGGGUAAGCUUUGUUCGUUUCUGUGGGAGAGAGAGAGAUAAUGCAUAUUUAUUAAUGAAUAAAUUCAAAUGAAAAUAAGAAUCAAAUAAUAAUAAUAAUAAUAAUAAUAAUAAUAAUAAUAAUAACCAGUAAAUUAUACAAUUAAUUAAUUAAUUGCUAUGUACUGUGAGUGUAUAUGAUAUUGAUAUGUAUGAGCUGCAAAAUUUGAAUAUAUAUAUAUAUAUAUAUAUCAGAUUUCUUAUAUAUAGAGAAAGAGAGUUAUCUUGUGGUAGUGUGAGAAGAUAGAAAAAGAAACAUAAAUUGUAGAUCAAGAAUGACAGGCGGUGUUAUGAAUCUGCAUAUGAACAUAGGAAAUGGUUCUUCUAGCUAUGCCACCAAUUCUCUCAAUCAGAAGCUUGGGAUCUUGAAAACAUGGCACAUUCUAGAGGAAACCCUAAAAAUGGUGUCACUCGACCCUGGCUUCUCCAAGUGCUUAUUUAGAAUGGCAGACUUGGGAUGUUCGUCGGGGCCCAACACCCUCCUCGUCACCUCCCGUGUCAUCGAAAUCAUCCGAGCCCUAUGUGUCGACUCCAUCGAGUUUCAAGUGUUCUUGAAUGAUCUUCCCGACAAUGACUUCAACAACCUCUUUAGCAUGUUGCCCGACUUCUACCAUAAACUCGACAAUUCUAAGGACAACAUGGGCCGAGGGACGAGGUGCUUUGUGUCGGGUUUGCCCGGUUCUUUCUACGGAAGAUUGUUUCCUCGCGAGAGUAUGAAUUUUGUUUGGUCUUCUUAUAGCCUUCAAUGGUUGUCUCAGGUUCCGGAAAGAUUGGAGAGCAAUAGAAAUAACAUUCACAUGUCUAUGACGAGUCCCCAAGAGGUAAUCGACGCAUAUGCAAGGCAAUACAAGAGAGAUUUCAUGACGUUUCUCAUAUCGCGGAGUGAAGAAAUGAUGCCCGGAGGUUACAUGGUUUUGACUUUUGUGGGAAGAACGGUCGAAGAUAUCUCAUUACACGAAGAGUGCAUGCAUUUUACCAUUCUUGCAAAUACACUUGUUGAUAUGGCUAAUGAGGGGCUUGUGAAGGAGGCCGAGUUGUAUUCAUUCAACUUGCCUAUAUACACACCGACCACACAAGAAGUGGAAGAACUGAUCUUGAUCGAGGGUUCAUUUAAUUUAGAAAAACUCGAGGGUUUUCAAGUUUAUUGGGAUGAACAUGUCCGGGAUGGUUGUGGAAAUCGGUAUGACAAAGUGGAUACAUACACAUUAGGAGAACAAGUGUCGAUUUUCAUUAGGGCUUAUACUGAACCGGUUGUCGCAAACCAUUUUGGAGAUGCAAUUGUGGACGAAUUAUACAAAAGGUAUGGAAUGAAACUAGCUGAGUAUCUAUCCAAAGAGGAUCCCGUCUACUUUAUUAUGAUGCUUUGUUUGAGUCGAAAAGCAAAAAAAUGACUUACAUAUAUACUUGAUCGAAUGUUUAAAAACCAUACUAAGAUUGCAUCUAUUUAAGUUUCAAUAUAUUUUUGCUUGCCCUUAAUUUAUUCAUUCUCGAAAUUUUAAUU